UGACUCCCAAAGAACAAACUUCUGACUUUUAGCUUCGGCUUUAGGAGUCUCGUUGACGGAAAGCUUCUUACACACGCAAUGGCAAGAGUGCAGACGCUGGGUUUGAGCGUUGAAGAAGAAGAAUCAAAAGAAAAAUGGAUGAAAUAUUAUUCCUCUCAUCAUCAAAUACUUUUGGUGGGAGAGGGUGAUUUCUCCUUCUCCCUUUGCUUGGCUCAAUCCUUUGGUUCUGCUGUCAACAUCGUUGCUUCUUCCCUCGACACUUUCGAACAACUUUUGAGGAAGUACGAGAAAGCCGUGUCAAAUGUACUUGCCCUGACAAGGCUAGGAGCAAUGGUGUUGCACGGAGUUGAUGCAACCGAAAUGAAAUCUCAUGAUGACUUGAAAAUGAGGAAAUUUGAUAGAAUUAUAUUCAAUUUCCCUCAUGCAGGUUUUCAUGGCAAAGAAAGCAGCUUCUCCCUGAUUCAGGAACACAAGAACCUUGUACGUGGGUUUUUUAUGAAUGCAGGAAGCAUGCUUAGACUUGACGGUGAAAUUCACGUAAAUCACAAGACCAAACCACCGUAUGAUCAUUGGUGCAUAAGGGAACUUGGGAUACAAAGCUUUCUAUGGCCGAUAGAGUGUGUUGUUUUCAAAAAAGAAGAUUAUCUUGGUUAUAAUAACAAGCGAGGUGAUGGGUCUAGGUCUGAUGAGUCUUUCCCCUUAGGUAAGUGUAGCACAUUCAAGUUCAAGUUGUCAAUGAAGAAGGAACCCAUCCCCAGAGAUCAUCAUGGCCUACAUAAAGAAAAUUCAGGUAUCCAGAAACAGAACGUUAGAAAUAUGGAUAUGAUACUGGGGGGACAAAUUUCUGGUCAUGAUCAUGGAAUCGUUUCUACCAAGCAGCUAUCAUCUGCAUGGCCUACAUCAACAGAGUUUAGGUCCCUACAAAAAGAACGUAUUGGACUCAUUUCUACCGCUCAUCUGCAUGGUUUAGAAAUCCACAUAUUGGAAUCAUUUCUACCACACAGCUGGUUUAGGUCCCCAUGAAAAGAACAUGUUAGACUCAUUUCUACCACGCAACUAUCAUCUGCAUGGCCUAAAUCAACAAAGUUUAGGUAUCCACAAAACAGAACAUAUUAGAAAUAUGGAUAUGAUAUUGGGAAGAUCUGUUUCUGAAGAUGUUUGUGGAAUCAGUUCUGAUUUGUAGAGACGAUCAUGGCCUGGAUCCAGUAAUGUUAGGUAUCUUUCGAGUGAUAAUUUUAGGGAUGGACAUGAAAUCCUUAGGACUUACCAUCUCAAUUGGUUCAAGAGUUGGAAAUGAAGCCUUUUAAUUUUA
Prosopis cineraria is the source of this 1312-nucleotide messenger RNA. RefSeq names its product heavy metal-associated isoprenylated plant protein 41-like. Gene Ontology annotation, cellular component: cytoplasm. Gene Ontology annotation, molecular function: rRNA (uridine-N3-)-methyltransferase activity. Lineage: Eukaryota; Viridiplantae; Streptophyta; Magnoliopsida; Fabales; Fabaceae. Gene Ontology annotation, biological process: rRNA base methylation. Bases 79 to 1023 code for a protein of 314 amino acids. The transcript is spliced from 3 exons. The record is from RefSeq and is a predicted model, not a curated record.